GUAAUCGCAAAUAGACAAAAAAAUUGCCGAAACAAAAUAUUUUUCACUUUAAGACAGAAGAAAGUAAACAUGAAACUUUUGCUACUAAUUACUGUUUUAUUAUCCCUGUUAGACUUGACACCGGGCAAGCCAUUCAAAGAACGCGAAGGCGAAGGUAGUUUCAUUUCCGACAAUAAAUCCAACGUUGACGAUGAGUUGGAGACAUCUGUCGUAGAUGGCGAUGACGAAGACGAAGAAGACGGAAGUACCACUGAAGACCCAAGAAUGAGGCAGAAGAGAAGUGAUAAUACGGAGCUCGAAAAUGACGAAAGAAGUGGUGAUUUCAGUGGAGAUGACUUAGAAACUGAAGAAAAAGAAGGACAGACUAGCAAAGAAGACAAAUCCUUGCUAAAAAGUGACCGUCCAAAGGGUAAAAGCGAGACAGACCUGCAGAUGCAAAAUACAUUGGGAAUCCAACAACCUUUCACUAUCACUGCAAUGCAACCAGGAAAGCCUCAGGACCCAUCUCAGAAUGUGAAAACUCCCGAGCCGUUUUCUUUGAAUUUCGCCGGUCCUGCUGGGAAAAUAGAGAUAACCCCAUUUGAGCCUGCCAUCAACAGAAUGAAUAAAGUCAGAAGGCGAUGUAUGUGUCCAUUACCUUGUGGACCAGCGCACGCAUAUGAAGUGAUUGGCUGCAGCGGACCUUACAGCAUUCCUUGUGGUGGAUGCAUUGGUGGUGGUUGGCCCGGUCUUGGAUGUGGAGGCUUCGGCGGUUACGGUGGCCCUGGUGGUUUUUAUGACAUGAUACCUCAUCCAGGAUGGGGUGGCUACCCCUUAUACGGUGGAUAUGGAUUUGGGUGUGGAGGGUGUGGGGGCUGCGGUGGUUGCGGUGGUUGCAAUGGAUGUGGCUGGGGAGGAGGAGGCUGUGGACAUCCACCAAUCGUGAUGUGCUGUUGUAAAAAGAAUGGUAAAGAGGGGGAAGGGGAACAACCCAAACCUCAAAGAGACAACCGCAAUGUCUUUCCAGCCAAGCCACGUCAUGUCAGAAAGGAGAAGCCCGGCCGUCCAUGAGGCACUUCGUAAAUCGAAUUAGCCACCAAUAUCCAAAAUAAAAGAAAAAAAAUGCAAAUACGAAAAUAAAUUUUUUAAAAAUAUCUGGACUGAACUCUUAAAGCCCGGUUUGACCGCAGGGCCGUGUAAUAUAUUUGUUCUCAGUAUUAACGAAAUUAAGGAAUAAAGUGAAGAUGAUUUAUUUAUUUUCUGUA
Messenger RNA from Stylophora pistillata, 1244 nucleotides. RefSeq lists its product as uncharacterized. The record is from RefSeq and is a predicted model, not a curated record. NCBI's taxonomy places the organism in Eukaryota, Metazoa, Cnidaria, Anthozoa, Scleractinia, Pocilloporidae.